UCAGUUGGCACUUUAACUGCACUUCCUUACACGCCAUGGCUAGAAUUUCCACACUUUUCAGCUGGCAGAGCUGUGCAAGUGACAUGAUUUCCAAAAAACUGCACUGGGCCACAAAAAUAUUAUUUUAUAUAUAUUGCACUUCGUAACCAUCCGUGUGUGCUUUUCUUUUCGGCCGUGUGUGAACGUGAAAAUGCGAGUGGGCGGCGACGAAGCGGCGACGACGAUGCGCGCGAUUUUCUCGCGUUUGGCUGGCGGAACGUUCAAGAUGGCACUGCCAGGCGAUUCGCGGCGAUCGGAUCGACUUGACAGUCCAUGGAGCCGCCCAGCGGACGGACCCGUCGUUAUUUAUUCCGGAAUAUAA
Drosophila santomea is the source of this 361-nucleotide messenger RNA. RefSeq lists its product as uncharacterized. The record is from RefSeq and is a predicted model, not a curated record. The transcript has a single exon. Bases 191 to 361 code for a protein of 56 amino acids. Lineage: Eukaryota; Metazoa; Arthropoda; Insecta; Diptera; Drosophilidae.